GACUGGCUGUGAGUGCCCUGCUUUCCCUGCCCACGAUCAUCUACGCAGCACCUAUCCCUCUUGUUUCAUCUCUGUCUCUAACCUGUUCUUUCCCUCACUCACAUCCACCUCCCCAUUCCCAGCUUAUCUGUCUAUCUCUCCUACCUUGCUGUGUGAAGAGUCAGGGUCCCUGGUGUCCUGAUUAGAACAAAUAAUCAGAUAGAGACAGUACAGAGACAGAAGGGAGAAUAGAGACAGAAGGGGAGGAAAAGUAAAGGAUACAGCGGGAGACAGAAGGGAACAUAAUGAGAGAGGCUGCAAAGAAAGGAGACAGGGUCAAUUCACACACAUUCUUAAUUGACACAAGCAAAUCCUGGUAAAUUUGUCAUUUUUUGGGGGGGAAAGAAUGUUCUGUUUGCUUUGUGAAAGUUUGCUUAGGCUGGGGGUGGCUGGAUAGCGGUAACCCUUUGGAACUAAAUAACUAUUUCCCUGUUUCCCUCUCUGAGAGUCAGUCUCACCCUCCUCCCUCAUCUUUCUGUCCUCCCUCUCUACUCUUACCUUCUCUCUCUAUUCAGGACUCUGCAUGUGAAUGAAUCUGCAUAUUAAAACCUCUCUCUGACUGACCCCUACAAUUGCCUUGUAAGAUUUAGGAUUGGCUUCAAAGGACAGCCCCUAGAACCCUGGAUAUUCUUCUCUACACGAUGGACUGUGUGCUUGCCAGUUCUCUGAUGUGGCUAUCUGUUUUCCUGCACUGCAUCCUGACUCCGCUCUCAGUGUCUCAAACUCCACAGGCCCAGAAAUUAGAAGGGAGCUCCUGGGAUGAUAUAUAUAACCGCAGUAAGUGCCAGCCUCGUUGGGUCCUUCUUAAUCUACUCACUGAGUUUCCGCAGUUCUCAGACUACUUCUUCUUGCCGUCAUGUGUGUUGGUCCAACGUUGCGCUGGCUGCUGCCUGGAUGAAACACAGGGUUGCUUUCCCUUGGAGACCGGCAGCAUCCAUAUGCAGGUUUAUAAGAAAAAAUUGCCCAAACCUGAAUUGACCGAAAUCUCUGUUACUCAGCACAUGAAGUGUGAAUGCAGGCCCCAUGACAGCGCCACAAUGAAGCCUAUCAGACUCUCUUCUGCUUCAGGUGACAAAAAAACAAAGAAAAGAAGACGAAAAGGGAAGAAAGGAAUAAGAAGAACCUCUAAGAACAGCAGGUCUAGGUGUCCACCUUGUGACCGGCGAAGGACAUUAAACCCUAAAAACUGCAAAUGUGUCUGCCACCGGACUGAGGAAAUAUGUAUUAAACGAGGACUGAUGCUCAAUAAGGAACGCUGCAGGUGUGAAAAGCCAAGAAGCUGACAGUCUCCUAAGAAAUAGAAUGAUCUCAGUUUCAAUGGUUAAUUAUUCAUACGUGGAAGACUCUGCACCAUACUGCGUCAGACCUUGGCUCCUCACUGGUGAAACCAGAAAAGUGGCUGGAGAAAAUGUACUCUUGAAUAUCACGGUUACAGUGUACAGUGAGUGUAGACGUGGCAACUGCCACCCCAUGGUACACUUAAUCACAUUGGGUGGCGUAUAAAAGGAUGACUUGUUGGUGCAGGAACUGUAUAUCAGGCGUAUGGUAUGACUGUAACAUACAUCACUCAUGCAGUGGUGGGACGGGUGUAAGCUAUGCCUGUAUCUUUUAUGUAUACUGUCCCCAUGCCUGCAACAAUUUGCUUUUUUUUAAAAGAGAGCAUUUUACAGCUGUGACUUCAGGUUUUGGCAAACAAAAAAAUAUUUUUUAUAUUCUGUAUAUUUUGCCAAUUUCGAAAAAUAUGUAUAACCAUACCAUUAAGGCAUCUAUUAAUACAAUUUUAUUUUAAAUUAAGUGUUCAUUUACUCUUUGCUUUUUUCCAUAAAUAAUAGCUAUAAGUUACAUAUGUAUAUGACAUACUAAAGGUGCUUGUAUGAAUAUCAAACAAAAAAGCCUUGAAUGAACAGAUUGGUCCGAGAGCACUGGGCGCAAAGGAUAAUGGGCCUAAUUCAGACCUGAUUGCUGCUGUGCGUUUUCGCACAGCAGCGAUCAGGUCUGAACUGCGCAUGCACUGGCGCCGCAGUGCGCCGGCACAUGCCAGACAGCCGGUGGCCAUCUCAGCCCUGCGAUCACCUCUGCCUGAUUGACAGGCAGAGGCGGUCGCUGGGCGGGCCGUUUUAGGGGCAUGGUUCAGGCAAUGCAGGCGUGCCUGGACCAUGCGGGGGCCAGUACGCGGCGGCUGUGUGAUGUCACACAGAGCCACUGUGACCCGGACAGCAACGAGUAGCACCCUGCCAACGCGCAGGAGCUGCGCACGUAGGGAGCCACUCGUAAAGUAUGUGCAAUGCUUUUUUAUCUGUGCGGGGGGAACGGGUAGGGCCAGACAUGCGGGGUGGACUAACUCUGUGCUGGGCGUCCCCCCGCAUGUCUGAGUAACUGAUAACUAAACUUUGCACGGCUACGAUCAACUCUGAAUUAAACCCAAUGGCUGUAGCGGGCACCAUUACAUUUUAUUUUAUUAAACGUUCUUCCAGAACAUACAGAUAAGAUGCAGCUAUCCAUAUCAGUAAAUAGUAACAGCAUGUAUUGGCCAACUUACCCUGUGCACUAACCCAUAAUGACCAAAUGCGCGCAUCUAUAUAUUUAAAUGGCUAAGCAAUUUUUUUGUGAGAGCAACUACUCCGCAAUGACAACACCAGUUUUGAUGGCUCAGGUGUCAUUGGAUAAUGUGUGUGAUGCAGAUGUGCAAUAGGGUCGCAGAAUUUUGAUAAGUGGUCAGGAUGUUGAGGAAUAAGAUGUCAAAGUCGUGAUUUUUUUCCCAUAGAAGAAGCAUUGCGUGGGGGAUGCCGUGCGUGCUUUUUCCCUUUGGGUUGUAAAUUGUAGCAAAGCCCUUGCCAAUUUUUUUCUGCCCUAAAUUCAGUCGAUACUGUAUAAUGAAUUCUUUGUAACACUAUCGGUAUACAGUUAACUGUCGGGAUACAAUAAACUUUGAAGGAAUGCAUUGUAGAACACACAAUACAUUGUCUUUUUUUUUGGGGGGGGGGGGGGGGGGGCUUGAUUUGGACCAGUGUUGUCGACUAGUUAAUCUAAUUUGUGCUAACAAGAUGGAAACUGAUUGCUCAGCAGUUGCUGUGGAUUGCAAUAGAAUUAUAUAUCACUAACGUAUUUCACAGUGUUGUACAAUGGCAAACACUCUAACACUUCAGUCCUACCGCUGUAGUCAGGAGUAAAGUAAUCUACUGGGCAAGUGUGACUUUAUAUUACAUAAUGGGGGUUAUUUAGAAAAAAAAAAGCAAGUAACUGCAAAACCAUGUUGCACUCAGGUGGGGUAACAUGUGCAGAGAGAGUUAUAUUUGGGUGGGUGUGACCAAACUGAAAUCUAAAUUGCAGUGUAAAAAUAAAGCAGCCAAUAUUUGUGGGCUACAUGCAAAAGUAACCACUAUUUACCCUGCACAGAAAAUUUUUUAAAUGUAUUUCCUUGGCUUGCAUUUCAAAAAGGUUUGUUCCAGGCACAAACCGACGUGCUUUUUCUGCCUUGCUUCCAAAUCUGAAUCAGUUCCAGUAAGCAUCGUGUGUAAUUCUCUUUAGGCCCAAUUUAUGUAGUGCCCAUAGCAUGUAUUUACCUUGCAAUUCAUGGUAUGAUAUUGAUAAUAAGUAAUAUUAACAAAGGCUAUAUUUAUUUACCCGUACAUCUUAUUAGUCUGUUUCUCUAAGCAUGAAUCAUUUUUCUAUCAUUUCUCUGUUACCUUAUGUAUGUAUGUAUGUAUGUAUGUAUGUAUAUGUAUGUAU
Molecule: messenger RNA, 3768 nt
Organism: Pseudophryne corroboree (corroboree frog)
Lineage: Eukaryota; Metazoa; Chordata; Amphibia; Anura; Myobatrachidae
Gene: VEGFB
Product: vascular endothelial growth factor B
Exons: 8
Coding region: 681-1322 (213 amino acids)
Biological process (GO): response to hypoxia; positive regulation of angiogenesis; sprouting angiogenesis
Cellular component (GO): membrane
Molecular function (GO): growth factor activity; heparin binding; vascular endothelial growth factor receptor 1 binding
Source: RefSeq, a predicted model, not a curated record